GAGCGGGCGGCGGGCGAUGGGCGAGGGCGCGCUGGCCCCGGGCCUGCAGCUGCUGCUCCGCGCCUGCGAGCAGGGCGACACCGACACCGCGCGGCGCCUGCUGGAGCCCGGCGCCGAGCCGGCCGUGGGACCCGAGGCGGGAGCGGAGCAGGCAGGGCCCGAGGCGGCCCGGGUGGCGGAGGCCGGAGCGCCGGUGCCGGUGGACUGCUCGGAUGAGGCGGGCAACUCGGCGCUGCAGCUGGCGGCGGCCGGUGGCCACGAGCCACUCGUGCGGUUCCUGCUGCGCCGCGGAGCCUCGGUCAACAGCCGCAACCACUACGGCUGGAGCGCUCUCAUGCAGGCGGCCAGGUGUGGGCAUGCGAGCGUGGCACACCUCCUUUUGGAUCAUGGGGCUGAUGUCAACGCUCAGAAUCGCCUAGGUGCCAGUGUGCUCACUGUGGCUUCCCGGGGCGGCCACCUAGGUGUGGUGAAGCUGCUGCUGGAAGCGGGUGCCGUUGUGGACCCCCACAACCCCUCUGGCGAGUCGCCAGCAAUGGGAGGCAGCAGGGAUGAACUGCUGGGCAUCACAGCCCUGAUGGCUGCCGUGCAGCAUGGGCACGAGGCUGUGGUACGCUUGCUGAUGGAAUGGGGUGCGGACCCCAACCACGCAGCUCGGACCGUGGGCUGGAGCCCUCUGAUGCUGGCAGCCCUCCUUGGGAAGCUCAGUGUGGCACAGCAGCUGGUUGAGAAGGGAGCCAACCCCGACCACCUCAGUGUGCUGGAGAAGACGGCCUUCGAGGUUGCCCUUGACUGCAAGCACAGGGAUCUGGCUGACUACCUGGACCCCCUGACCACGGUCAGGCCGAAAACAGAUGAGGAGAAGAGUCGACCUGACAUUUUCCACGCACUGAAGAUGGGAAACUUCCAGCUGGUCAAGGAGAUUGCUGAUGAAGACCCCAACCACGUGAACCUGGUCAACAGUGACGGGGCGACCCCGCUGAUGCUGGCGGCUGUCACAGGGCAGUUGCCCUUGGUACAGCUGCUGGUGGAGAAACAUGCAGACAUGGACAAGCAGGACAGUGUUCACGGCUGGACAGCCCUCAUGCAGGCCACCUACCACGGAAAUAAGGAAAUUGUCAAGUAUCUGCUAAAUCAAGGGGCUGAUGUUGCUCUUCGGGCCAAAAAUGGGUACACGGCCUUUGACCUGGUGAUGCUGCUGAACGAUCCUGACACUGAACUUGUUCGACUGCUGGCAUCUGUGUGCAUGCAGGUGAAUAAGGACCGAGGCCGGGCCAGCCACCGACCACCCCUGCCCCACUCGAAGGCCAGGCAACCCUGGAGCAUCCCCAUGCUGCCCGAUGACAAGGGAGGCCUGAAGUCCUGGUGGAGCCGAAUGUCCAACAGGUUCCGAAAGCUCAAACUUAUGCAGACACUGCCACGUGGACUGGCUGCCAACCAGCCUCUGCCUUUCUCUGAUGAGCCUGAGCUGGCGCUGGACUCCACCAUGCGGGCACCCCCCCAGGACAGGACUAGCCACCUUGGGCCACCUGAGGCAGCCCAUGUGACCAAAGAGAGUGGUCCUGGGAGCCCAAGAAGAGAGAAGGAAGAUGUGUUACUGACAACCAUGCUACGGAAUGGAGCUCCCUUCCCCCGGCUCCCCAGUGACAAGCUGAAGGCCGUCAUCCCCCCCUUCCUGCCUCCGUCCAGCUUUGAGCUGUGGAGCUCUGGCAGGUCCCGCAUGUGUCGCAAUGGGAAGGCAGACCCCACAAAGACUGUGCUGCCCCCAAGAACCAGCAGAGCCCACCUUGUGGGCACAGACACCGCUGCUGGCAGGCCAGUGAAAUUCCCCAGCAUCUCCCGAAGCCCCACCUCCCCUGCCAGCUCUGGGAACUUCAACCACUCACCUCAUUCCUCAGGAGGUGCCAGUGGUGUUGGGGGCAUGAGCAGGCUGGGUGGGGAGCUGCAUAACCGCUCAGGUGGCAGCGUAGACAGUGUCUUGUCCCAGAUCGCUGCUCAGAGGAAAAAGGCAGCUGGAUUGUCUGAGCAGAAGCCCAGCCAGCGGUCCAGUCCUGUGGGGCCAGCGCCCGGCUCCAGCCCGCCUGAGCUGCCAGCCUCCCUCGUGGGCAGUGGUGGUGGCUCUGCCAGUGGCACUUCCAGCAGCAAGAAACUGGACCCCAGCAAGCGGCCUCCAUCUGGAACUUCUGCUACCUCUAAAAGCACGUCCCCUACCCUCACACCCUCGCCCUCUCCCAAAGGCCACGCUGCGGAAUCCUCGGUGUCUUCCUCGUCAUCCCAUCGGCAGUCAAGGAGCAGUGGGGGCUCCAGCAGUGGGACCAUCACAGACGAGGAUGAGCUGACUGGAAUCCUUAAGAAGUUAUCACUUGAGAAAUACCAGCCCAUCUUCGAGGAGCAAGAGGUGGACAUGGAAGCCUUCCUCACGCUCACUGACGGUGACCUGCAGGAGCUGGGUAUUAAGACGGAUGGUUCCCGGCAGCAGAUUCUGGCCGCCAUCUCCGAGCUGAAUGCAGGCAAGGGGCGUGAGAGGCAGAUUCUACAGGAAACGAUCCACAGCUUCCACUCUUCCUUUGAGAGCAGUGCCAGCAACACCAGGGCCCCCGGCAACAGCCCCUCCAUGGCUGGAUGGGCAAGGCCGGAAGAAGCAGUGUCGAGUAAGAGGUAGCUGCAGCUUGAUGGCUCUGCUGGCACCGGAGCCCUGGGGCGUCAAGGUGGAGCAGUGAAGCUGCCCUUCCGUUGUGUCUGCCCCUGGGUUAUUUCCUCCCAGAACUCACAGCAAGUGGACAGAAAGAAGGCUGGCCAGCCAGAUCAUCAGAGCUGCAGCCUGAUGCAGCCUGGGAAGCCCCUCUCUUGGCUAAUGCUUUGGAGAGGCCUGAAAAUGUACAGGUCGAGAUGGAGUCCACAUGGCUGCAGAUAAGAACCCUAACCUCUGCAUCCAAGAAGGUGCUGCCUUCAAGGCCUUGGGACCCUUCCAGAAAAGAUGCUACAUACAGGUGAACCCCUGCAGAAGGCGUGGUGAAGCACCCCGCUGUGGCUCUCCUUGUUCGUUUUUAAGCAAUCACCAGUGAGUGAGCGGGUCCUGUUCAACAUGUGAAGAAGCCUAAUGCUGUCCCUAAUGAAGUUGGUGCCAGAUUCUGCAGGAUGCCAGGGAGAGUGCCGAGACCCUUGGGAUUCCCACUCACUUUCUGGUUCCUUCCGGAGGGCUGGCCAGGCUCCCCCUGCUCUUGGGGCACUGCUCUCCAGGAACAGACUUGGACACACCUGUGGUUGUAGCACAGCUGAGAGCACAAUGUCGGUGAGGUGAAGCUACAGGAGAAGCUGUGGAGGAGGAGCAUCCAGGAGAGUGCCAAGCCCUUCCCCUGUCUUCAGCUACUCUGGCCCCAUCGGAGUGCAGCCAGAUCACCUCAAAGCGGGGUCCUGUUUCCCACGGGAGCCUCCCCCCCCAAGACCAAUAGACACAGCCCCAGCCAUCUUCAUCAGGAUACCCCGGUGGCAGGGCUGGAGUGUUACUUUGUCCCAAGCCACUCUAGGGUGGCUGCACCCCCUGGUCAGAGAUCAUGACACCGUUGUGUUUCAGCCCUGCGGUUGGUUUCCGUUUUCUUCACAUCAGAUUUACAUUAUUUCUACGUAGAGACUUGAUUCUUGGAAAGACUUUUUGCUUGCCGAACUGCAUAUAUUAAAAAUGGGGAAUGUG
Messenger RNA from Onychomys torridus (southern grasshopper mouse), 3688 nucleotides. It is a transcript of the gene Anks6, whose product is annotated as ankyrin repeat and sterile alpha motif domain containing 6. Gene Ontology annotation, biological process: innate immune response. NCBI's taxonomy places the organism in Eukaryota, Metazoa, Chordata, Mammalia, Rodentia, Cricetidae. Gene Ontology annotation, molecular function: protein binding. Gene Ontology annotation, cellular component: cytoplasm. The record is from RefSeq and is a predicted model, not a curated record.